Messenger RNA from Chanos chanos (milkfish), 3971 nucleotides. RefSeq names its product tetratricopeptide repeat domain 21B (gene ttc21b). Gene Ontology annotation, biological process: protein localization to cilium; intraciliary retrograde transport. The transcript has 29 exons. Gene Ontology annotation, cellular component: intraciliary transport particle A. The record is from RefSeq and is a predicted model, not a curated record. Bases 1 to 3963 code for a protein of 1320 amino acids. Lineage: Eukaryota; Metazoa; Chordata; Actinopteri; Gonorynchiformes; Chanidae. Gene Ontology annotation, molecular function: protein binding.
AUGGCCGAACUAGAGGAUGAAGAUUUAACAUUGGCCUUGCUUAUUUAUUACUGUCAGGAGAAGUAUUUCAAUCAUGUCAUAGACAUUUCAGUGAAGGCCCAAAGGAAAUUCAGCAAUGAUCCUAUCUUCACCUUUUUUCAUGCCUAUGGAGUUCUUAUGCAAGACAGAAUUCAGGAAGCCAUCCAAGAAUUUGAACAGAUUAAGGACAAGAGAGAUGUGUCUCUGUGCACUCUAAUGGCCCUCGUCUACGCUCAGAAGAAACGCCAAAAUCCAGACCGAGGUAUCAUUCAAGAGCUUGAUGCCAAAGUAAAAGAGGAUCGUAAGAGCGCAGCCCCCAUGGGUCUGUACUAUGCUGGGCUGUUUCUUUGGCUGUUAGGCCGUAAUGACAAGGCAAGAGAAUACGUGGAGAGGAUGGUCAAAAUCUCCAAUGGCUCCAAAGAGGGGAUUAUCCUGAAAGGAUGGAUUGAUCUGACGUCUAAUAAGGAAGCCUAUGCCAAGAAGUCUGGGAAAUACUUUGAAGAGGCAUUAAAAGAGAAAAGCUACGUUUUUGCCUUAAUGGGAAAGGCCCAUCAUUACGAAUAUCGUCAAAACUACUCUUUUGCUCUAGAGGUUGUUAACCAGAUCAUCGUGGGUUUCCCUGCGUUCUUGCCUGCACUGAUUAAGAAGAUGAAACUGCUGCUCUCCUUGCAGGACUGGGAACAAACAGUGGAUGCAGCGCAGAGGCUUUUGCAGAAAGACAAAAAUAAUCUAGAGGCUCUGAGAAUGCUCGCUCUACACACUCUUUGCAGAGAGGGAGAUACUGGAGAGUGUGCAAACCAGCUCUCAAACCUAAACAGUCACUUGGACCUUCAGGAACACCACAACCCUGAGCUGCUCUACAGGAUGUCUCUGGCUUUCACACGAGUGUGUGGCAGGGCGGAGAGGGUCCUUCAGCAGACCCAUGCUAUGGUGGAGAGGGCGUUCUCCCAGGCUUCUGCUGACUCUGACCUGGCCACCGAACUGGGUUACCAGCUGGUUCUGCUGGGUAGAGUGAAGGAAGCCAUGAAAUGUUACAAGACGGCUAUGACGUUGGAUGAGAGCAGUGUCUCCGCCCUGAUAGGCAUUAUCAGGUGCCAGCUCAUGGAGGGCCAUCUCGAAGAUGCGGAGCAGCAGCUGGAAUUCCUCACAGAAAUCCAGCAUUCAAUUGGAAAAUCAGCGGAGUUGCUGUACUUGCGUGCUAUCCUGGCAGUGAAAAAGCACAAAUCACCAGAAGAGUUGACCAACCUCCUGAACGAUGCUGUGGACACACACUUCUCCACACUCCAGGGUUUGCCUCUUAGCGUUGAGUACUUCGAGAAACUCAACCCAGACUUUCUGCUCGAAAUCGUCAAGGAGUACCUUGCACUCUGUCCUGCCAAGCCUCCAGCUCCAGGUCAGCCCCCUGCCCCCCAGCUUCAGCACUGCGCCUCUGUACUGGACACUGUGGUCAAAAUUGUCCCCGGUCUCCUGCAGGCUGUAUUCUUGAUGGCCAAGGUUAGAUUUCAGUCGGGUGAUAUUGAAGCAGCUCAGAGCAGUCUACAGCAUUGUUUGGACCAGAACCCUUCCCAUGCUGAAGCCCAUCUCCUCAUGGCCCAGAUCCACCUGAUGCAGGGCAACUUCAAACUCUCUUCCCAGUCCCUGGAACUCUGCCUCAGCCAUAACUUUGAGAUCCGGGAGCACCCGCUGUACCACUUGAUAAAAGCCCAGGCGCAGAGGAAGAUGGGGGAGCUGCGGGAGGCUAUUCAGACACUCCAGAUGGCCAUGAGUUUACCUGCUAUGCGCAGAGUGGGUUCCUCUAGCAAGGGCAAGAGCAAGAAAGUAGAGCUAAGCUCCUCAGACAGUGUGUCAGUCUUCCUUGAGCUCACAGAGGCUCUAUGGCUCAAUGGAGAACAGCACGAAGCAGCAAAAGUGAUGCAGGACGCAAUAAACGAAUUCACUGGCACUCCCGAAGAGCUACGGGUGACCAUCGCCAACGCCGACCUGGCUCUGCUGCGCGGCGACACAGAGCUGGCAUUGAGCAUGCUCAGAAACAUCACGCCCGAGCAGCCGUAUUACGUCCAGGCCAAGGAGAAAAUGGCGGACGUUUACCUGAAUCACAGGAAGGACAAACGCUUGUUUGUCAGCUGCUACAAGGAACUGGUGGAGAAACUGCCAAACCCUCAUACCUAUCUUUUACUUGGCGAUGCCUAUAUGAACAUUCAAGAGCCGGAAAAAGCCAUUGAAGUUUAUGAACAAGCUUUGAAGAGGAAUCCCAAAGAUGGAAGUUUGGCCAGCAAGAUCGGAAAAGCUUUAGUCAAGACCCACAACUAUGUCAAGGCCAUAAAUUAUUACGAGGCAGCGCUGAAUAGCGGUCAGCAGCACUUCUUGCGAUAUGACUUGGCCGAGCUUCUGAUGAAACUCAGACAGUAUGAACGCUGUGAGAGAGUCCUGCAUGAAGCCCUCACUCAUGACCCUGUGAAUGAUUUGCCCUCCCUAACAGAGGACUGUCGGUACCUGGUUCUCCUGGCAAAAAUACAAAGUAAAGUCGACAAACACGAAGAAGCUUUGCUUUCUCUGCAGAGAGCCCGGGAUGUGCAGGCGAAGGUGCUGAAGCGUGUGCAGUUGGAGCAGCCCGACGCCGUCCCCGCGCAGAAACAGCUUGCGGCCGAGAUAUGCGCGGAAAUCGCCAAGCAUUAUAGCAGCCAGAGGGGCUACGAGAGAGCAGUGAAAUUCUACAAAGAAGCUCUUGUUUACUGUGAGAGCGAUAGUAAGGUGAUGUUGGAGUUGGCCCAGCUGUACCUCACUCUAGAUGACAUGGAAGCCUGCCAACAGCAAUGCAGCGUGCUAUUGCAGAACGACCAAGUGAAUGAGCCCGCAACGCUGAUGAUGGCAGAUCUGAUGUUCAGGAAACAGGACUACGACCAAGCGGUGUUUCACUUUCAGCAGCUGCUGGAGCGGAAACCAGACAACUACCCUACCCUGUCCCGUUUGAUUGAGCUACUGAGAAGAGCAGGAAAGCUGGAGGAAGUCCCCAGAUUCCUGGAGAUGGCAGAAAAACACUCACCUAGAGCUAAAUUUGACCCUGGAUUCAACUACUGCAAGGGACUCUAUCUGUGGUACACUGGUGAACCAAAUGAUGGCUUACGCCACUUUAAUAAGGCUCGUAAGGACAAUGACUGGGGCCAAAAUGCAGUGUACAACAUGAUUGAAAUCUGCCUGAAUCCAGACAAUGAGACAAUGGGAGGGGAGGUGUUUGAGAAUCUGGAUGGAGAAAUGGGGAACUCUACAGAGAAGCAGGAGUCUGAGCAGCUGGCUGUAAGAACAGCAGAGAAACUGUUAAAGGAGCUGAAACCUCAGACACCUGAGGGCCACAUCCAGCUCCGCAUCCUGGAGCACUACUGCUUAUUAGCCACCAAACAAAAGGCCAACGUGGAGAGGGCGCUUAGCAUGUUCACCGAGAUCGCAAACAACGAGAAGGACCAUGUUCCUGCUUUACUGGCCAUGGCUACCGCAUACAUGAUCCUAAAACAAACACCGCGGGCAAGGAACCAGCUCAAACGCGUAGCCAAGAUGAACUGGAACAUCGUCGACGCGGACGAGUUUGAGAGGAGCUGGCUGCUUUUGGCGGACAUUUAUAUCCAGUCGGGCAAAUACGACAUGGCCGGCGAACUGCUUAAGAGGUGCCUGCGUCACAACAAGUCAUGCUGUAAAGCGUACGAAUAUAUGGGAUAUAUAAUGGAGAAAGAGCAGGCGUUCAGAGACGCAGCCAUGAACUAUGAAAUGGCCUGGAAGUACGGCAACCAAACCAACCCCACCAUCGGUUACAAGCUUGCAUUCAACUACCUGAAGGCAAAGAGGCAUGUGGAUGCCAUAGACGUGUGUCAUAAAGUCUUGGACGCACAUCCAAACUACCCGAAGAUAAGAAAGGAUAUCCUGGACAAGGCCCGAGCAGCCUUAAGAUCAUAAUACUUUUA